Pseudozyma flocculosa PF-1 is the source of this 1545-nucleotide messenger RNA. RefSeq lists its product as uncharacterized. The record is from RefSeq and is a predicted model, not a curated record. NCBI's taxonomy places the organism in Eukaryota, Fungi, Basidiomycota, Ustilaginomycetes, Ustilaginales, Ustilaginaceae. The coding region runs from base 1 to 1545 and encodes 514 amino acids. The transcript has 3 exons.
AUGGGCCUGGUCUGCUCGCGUCCGAUCUCGGACUUUCUCGAAGGCGGCUUCCUCAAGGGCGCCGAGCUCAUCGACCACCUCGUCCGCCUCACCAACCGUUGCUUCCACGGCGCCGUCACGGUGUGCUUCUCUGCCAUCUUUGGCCGCAACAGCGCGCUGGUGCAGGAGCGCAAGCACGACCAGCUCUACCAGCUCUCCAGCCGCACUGGCAGUCAGGGCGGCGGCGGCCUCUACACGCUCGCCGGGGGAGCACAGAGGCUGGAUGAGAAAAAGAGGCGCUCCGAGAGGAGGAGACGCGCCGAAGCCGCCGCCCUCGGCGUCAAGGUGACGCGCAAGCGCUCCCAGCGCUUGCUGCGGCAGUCACUGGGGGAGCCGGUGCGGGCGCCGCCGCCAAGGCCCGAGGCCGAGCGCGAGACGGCAAGGGAGCGCGAGAAGGGGAGGCUCUGGGUCAUGGGGAACGUCGCCGCCUCGGCCGCCGUCCCCUUGUCCUUGUCGUCGCCGCCGCCACCGCCACCACAUCAUCAACACCAGCAGCAACCUGCCACGGCCCAUCAUCCCGAGCCGAAUCGGCCGCAACCGGCGCGGCUGGCCGAGGCGACAGAGACACGCCACAAGAAGUCGGGCAGCCAUCAUGAAGGCACCCCGCUCGUCGGCGACGACCAUGCGCUGGUCAUCCUCAAGCAGCAACGACAGCACCCACGGCAGGUCAGCGCAGAGUCGAAUUCUUCGGCCUCCAACGUCGAGGUCAUUGCCUCAUCCUCGGCCGCCCCUACUGCCGCUCCCGGGCUUCCUCCAAGGGCCGCUCCCAAACACGUUGCCGUGCCGACGCCGCGUACUUCGAGCAGGCCGUCGCCCGUGUCUGGCGACAAGGUCCGCCCACAGGCACCGGGCGGUCAAGCGGCGGCCUCGGGCUUCCACUCCAAGCCGCAGGCGCUGGUCACGUCGAGCACAUCGGACCUCGCCAUCCUCCAGUCGGGCGCCAUGACGUCGCGCAAGGGGACCGCCAUCGUGCCUCCGACCGAUGUGAGCGGUAACGCCAUGCUCCGACUCUCGGCGGCGCCGUUGACCACAGCCUUUGAGGGUCCGGCCGCGCAGACGAGCAAGGCCAAGCAGGAGCUGCGCAAGCAGCGGCCGAGGGCGUCGCUCGACAUCCGGCGGAUGGAGCCGGAGCUGCGGCCCGCCGCGGCCGCGCCGCCCGGGGAAGAUGCGGGCGACGCGCCGCGCAAGGAGCGAAAGGUGUGGAAGGACGAGGUGGAGCGCCUGGCGCUGCAGAAGAUGAUGCGGCAGGAUGCGGCCGCCCGCCGCUCGAGCGGGGCGGGCAUCGUGCAGGGCAACGGCAACGGCAAGGCGCUGCGACGAAUCGAGACGCACGACGCCAGGCUGAGGUGGGAGCCCUCGACGGCAACCGCGGCCUCGCCGCAGUCGCCCACCAGCGACGAUGCGACGGCCAGCCCCACGGCCCGGGGCGAUCGGCCUGCGCUGCAGAGGAGGGCGAGCGAGAAGCAGGCAAAGAGGCGCAGAAGCGUCGACGUCGCCGCACGGUAG